Molecule: messenger RNA, 6907 nt
Organism: Morone saxatilis (striped sea-bass)
Lineage: Eukaryota; Metazoa; Chordata; Actinopteri; Moronidae
Product: trinucleotide repeat-containing gene 6A protein-like
Biological process (GO): positive regulation of nuclear-transcribed mRNA poly(A) tail shortening; miRNA-mediated post-transcriptional gene silencing
Cellular component (GO): P-body; nucleoplasm
Molecular function (GO): nucleic acid binding
Source: RefSeq, a predicted model, not a curated record
GUGAACGUGUUUCCUGCCUUGUCUCCCCCCUCCAGAAACACACACACACAGUCAUAGCUGAAGUGAAUGCGGAGAGAGAGGAGGGGAAAGCAGAGCUCAAGCGAAAGAAGGUUAGCCAGCAGCGAGUUAAGAAAAUGGCGAUCAUGCAGGACGGAUGCCUCCCCUCGUAGAUGCUGCAAACGCGUUGAAAUUAUUUUAGCCUUACAGCCGGCUUUCCUUUCCACUCUGUUGCACUUUAUACUUCAAUGAGGUAAGGUUGGGUUUACUGUGUUUUUGACCAGAUGGUCGUGUCUUUUCGUCGAGCUUAUGUACACAGAGAGAGAGAGACGGGAGAAGGGAGACCGGAGACCGGAGACUGGUCUAGAGAAGUUGGAACAGCCGCUGUUGUUUAGUUAGCCGCGACUGAGCUAAGCUAACUAGCCUCCUGGUUGAGCUAACAGUGAGGGCGGCUGUGUUGCAAUGCAGUGGACGUAAAGAGGAAAAAAAACAGCAUAUCGGCUUGUGUUGGCCUGCAGAUGACUGAACGUUUCAAGGCUUGUUUGACAGGCAAACAUUUGCUAUUUGUGGACAACUUAACCUUGUGCUAACGCUAACUAGUACGAGCGCUGGUUAACCUUACCUCGCCAACCCUGCGCACAUAUCUGUCAAAAGAUCAUAUUAAGCAUUUAGGUAGAGAUUAUUGUGUUUACAGAUUGGUCUAUCGGCAGCUUAUCGUUGUUUGGUUCCACGUACCGCUGUGUGUAUUAAAACCCCAGUCGACACAUCUGAAAUAAGACCGGAGAUUUGGAAUUGGAAGCUGUAGCCACCAAAGAAGCUGAAGCAUCUUAACAGGGAACAAACCCACAGAGGGAAGAACAGUGGAUGGAAGAGAGAGAGAGACGGAGAGUGUGACGAGGAAGGAGGAUAAGAAGAUACAGGUCUGGUCAAAAGUGCCAGAGCAUACCAAGUGAAGGCAGAGUCCUAAAUCUGAACCACAUCCCCCCCUUCCCCCUCCCCACACAUACACCUGUACACACACAAACGCUCACGCAUACAGUCUUCAGCAAUGCCAAGGGGGCCUGAUCAGCCUGCUGCCCGCUCUGACAAGCCCUGCUUCUUCACCUCAGACCCUUGAGGCUGUGCCCUCUGAGCUUUGACCUUUUGACCUCCCCUUUGUCGACCUGGGAACCAGAGGUCACCUGUUCUCCACUCAACCCGGGGACGCCCUCCUGCCCAUCCAGGAGCCGCAUCCACAAACCCCACUCACAGGCAUGGCUCCCAUUCGGGAUUCCGUCAGCCACUCCCCUAAUCAAACAGGUCUGGAGCAUUCUGGCUUGGAUUCUCAGUAUGAGCCUUCCCCCUGGUCCUCUGGCUCUCCCUGCAGCAGUGACAGCAACAGCAACUGGGGCAAAGUCCUAGUCGACGGAAGCACCGACAAACCCAACAACCCUUCUUCAACUAACUCUGUCUGGCCUCCCUCCUCCUCUUCAUUCUCUUGCUCUUCGUCUUCUUCCUCUUCUGGCUGUGGAUCAGGAUCAGACCCUGAGUUGGCAUCAGAAUGCAUGGAUGCAGACUCUAGCUCCUCGAUCGGCUCAGAGAAAAACCUUGCUGCUGUGACAACAGUGAUGAUGAUGUCAGCAAAUGCUUCUUCCUCUGUGUCUUCUACGGCUUCUUCCCCCUCCUCUAUGGUGACUUCUGCCAUGAUGGUCGGCGUUUCAGUGAAUGGAGACAGCAAUGGCAACAGUCGUCAGGUAAAUGGUGGAGGGAUGGGAACCAUCGGCGGUGCAAGUAAUGGAAAUAAUAACAUCACCGGGCCCUCCCACUACUCCGUGGCCGGGUCCAGCAGUAUUGGCAGCAAUAACAUGGGUAACCACAACAACAAGCCCGUCAAUAACAGUAGUGUAUGGGGCACCCAGUCAGGCAGCAACAUGAUCACCACUGGCGGAAGCACCCCUUGCAUCAAUGGAGGGUUAAACCCAAACACUUUAAACCCAAAUGCCAACCACGGUGCCUGGCCCCAGAAUCCAACCCCAAGCCCAGUGUCCCAGGGCCAACGGCCUCCCCAGGCUCCAGGGAUGAGUUCCAAACUGGGUCUAGCUCCCCAACAGGCCCCCAUCCUGGGCUGGGGUAGCAUGGCAGCUCCAAACAGCAGUAUGAUGGAAGACACUGAGGUGAAUAAUGGUACAGCAAGCAGCAAGGUGUUAGGAAGCAGCAACAGUGGAAAUGGUGGCCUACAGCCUACCAACCUUAACACUGAAUCCAAUGGACCAAAUAACACUAUUAUGAUGAAUACUACUACUACUACUACUAAUGCCACAAUGACCUCUAGUCCACCAAACUCUACCGCCUCACCCCAGCUCAGCGGGGAUUCCUGGGGCUCUAUUGGAGGAGGGAAUGGGGGUCCGCUGGCCAAUGGAAACCCCUCAUCAGCCACCCAGCACCCCCAAGGAGAGCUGGGGGGUCCUGGAGCCUUCGGUACGCCUUGGGGCGCAACUACCUACCCUGGAGACAAGGGCCACCCAAAUGCAGACACUGUGAACCCCCAAAACCCUGCCUUAAUGCAGGCUGGGAACCCCCAAAUCUCCUCUACUGCUGCUUACAAGAGUAAUAAUAACCACAAUAACACUGGGGCCCCACGCUGGGACCAGGGGCCCACCAAUAACCCAAACCAGACCCAGAGUAACUUGUCCUGGGGUAUCGGUUCAAAUCAAAUCCCAGGCUCUGCAGGCCAAACACCAGGAAAUGGCAACCAAACUACGAUUGGCCCUCCAGCAGGGAUGCCUCGCCCAUGGGGGAGCAGUGCGUCAUCCUCUUCCUCGUCCUCAUCAUCCUCUUCCACAUCUAACAACAAGAUGUCAAAUGGAGAAUGGGGAUCAACAGCUCCUGUUAACAACCAUUCAGAUGCUGGAAGUCAUAAAGGAAGCUCUGCCAACAAUGGCUGGAAGAGCCUGGAGGAUGACGCCAUGGGCGUGGGAGGUGGAGGGGGAGGAGGUGGGAGCCAUGGAUUGGCGAGUGUCACUGGAGGCUGGAAUCGCUCUGGAGGAAGUGAAGGAAGCGGCGAGAGCUCCGGAGGCCGAUCCAGCUCAGACAGAGACGGCAGCCAGUCAAAAGGGGGAAACCGCAGAAAGGGUACCCCCCAUGCUGCACCAGUAGUGCUACCUGUGUCCAGGGGCGAUGUGGACCCAAGGGUUCUUUGCAACACUGGAUGGGGACAGACGCCCAUACGCCAGAACACUGCGUGGGAUGUCACUUCUACUUCUAACAAUCAGCACCAGGGUCCCAGAGGUGACGAAAGAAAGCAUAGCAGCGGAGGCUCCGGCUGGGGUACAGCAACACCGGCAGCUCCCUCCCAGACCUCUGGAGGUUGGGGGGGUGGGCCCGGCAGCUCAGGCCCAGGUACAGGAGGUUCUGGCUGGGGAGAGCGCCCAACCUCUGGGUGGGACAGCAAAGUCUCAUCAAACGGAGGAGGUGGGCAGAGUGGCUGGGACAAUGGAUCCAGCUACAAGGGGAGCAACAACACCAGUAACACCUGGAGCAAUAACAUUAACAAAGAUGACAGGUCCAAUACCUGGACUAAUGCACCCAAACCACAGCAGGGUUGGGGUUCCAAUAGUGGAAAUGGAAGUGAAGGCUGGGGUAAUGGUGGAGAUGGUGCCAGACAAGGGCCCAACAACCACUGGGGUGAGACCCAAAAAGGUGCAGGCUCGGUGAGUUGGGACAGCGACAGCGACAGAUCUGGCUCUGGAUGUUGGAGCGAGCCAAGCCGAACCAACACCAGCAGCAGCAACACCUGGGUAGGGAGUGGAGGAUCAAAUACUCCAGACCAGAACACAACAAACCCAGGUUCCCACUGGGGCGACUCAGUCCACAAACCCAGUCCUCAGAGUAACAGCCAGGGCUGGGGUGAGCCAGUUAAGAACAACCAUGGAGCCCAGAACUGGGGUGAGCCGAAUCCCAAGCCCUCCAACGAGUGGGGAAAAGGUCCUGAAUCCAACACGUCCAGAGACAAUCAAGGCCCUAACAAGCCCACAGGUUGGCUAGGAGGCCCCAUUCCCACAGUAGGUCAGAAGGAGGAAGUGGCAACUGGGUGGGAAGAGCCUUCUCCAGAGUCCAUUCGUCGGAGGAGAGAAAUCGAUGAUGGGACAGCAGCUUGGGGAGACCCGGGUAAAUACAGCGGUGGAGCUGUCAACAUGUGGAACAGGACUGGCCAGUCAGACCAGGAGGCCAUGGGCCCAUCCUCUCAGCACCAGUCCCACCCACCACAUAGCUCGAAGCAUCCUCCUCAGCCCAUGCAACCUAUUGCCCAGGACAAAAGCUGCAGUUCUGGUUGGGGCGAGCCUUACUCCCAGCAGAAGGAGUCCUCAACGUGGGGGGAACCUACCACUGCACCACCUGUGACGGUGGACAAUGGGACAUCUGCCUGGGGGAAGCCCAUGGACACCAGCUCCAGCUGGGACGAACCCAGCAGCAGCAGCAGGAGCAGCAGAGAGUCUGGGUCUGGAUGGGGCAGCCAGCACAAAUCUGCUCCAGGUCCCAAACCCAUGGAGACAUGGUGUGGUGAGGAGGUUUCCAUGGGCAAUAGCUGGGACCAGGAAGAGGAGGUGGAGAUCGGCAUGUGGAGCAACAGCCAACAGGACAACCGGUCUCAUGACCAAAACACCUGGAACUACAAGCAUAAAGGCUCCAACAAGAUGAACAAACCAGUCAACAAACAGGAUGAACCCUGGAUGAAACCCUUCAUUAACCAGUUCAACAGCAUGAACUUCUCUAGAGACUCUCCUGACGACUCCAUGAAGACAGGAGCAGGGAUGGUGCAGGACAAGCGUAUGGACAUGGGCAGUAUGGGAGACUUCAAUGGAGUAAUGGGGAAGAACCCUGGGUCUCGACACCAGCUCCAUAAGGAGUCUGCCAUGGAUCGCAGCUCUUACUAUGACAAGCUGUCUGUUUCCCCCUCUGCUUACGAUAGCCAAACUUCUGAUGAGCUCUCCUCCAAUCAAAGCAUGAGCUUUUCCCCUUCCAAUUCUGCUCAGCCUAUUCCCUGUCUCAACUCUGGGCCGUCUCCUGCCCACUCUAGUCCUGGGGGCGCUCGGCAGAAUGUAAACCCCAUGAUGGGUGGCAGCAGCGUAGCACAGGGCCGAGGCGGCCCCCAGUCCCAGGUCCCCCCCCAACCCAACCUUCGCAACCAAGUGCCUCCACCCAUCCUGCCCUCUCAGGUCCCUCCAUCCCUGUUGAAGUACCCAGGAGGUAACGGAGGUCUGAACCCUCUGUUUGGCCCUCAGCAGGUAGCUAUGCUCAGCCAGCUCUCCCAGCUCAACCAGCUGUCACAGCUCAGCCAGAUCAACCAGUUACAGCGUCUUCUCCUCCAGCAACAGCAGCAGCAGCAAACACGUCCUAUUGGUUCGUCACCAUCAAUGAUGCAGCCCCCACGGCACCUGGACCCCUCCCUGCUGAAACAGGCCCCACCCCACAAACCGUACCUGGAUAACUACUUGUCCCACAAUACCCCUGAGAUGCAGAAGGAUGCUGCUUCUCUCGGAUCCUACAACAACUUCCCUUUAAGCUUGAACUCUAACCUGAAUGUAUCCCUGGACAUGGGUGUUGGUGGUGGUAGUGGUGGCGGAGCUGUGAGCUACAAAGAGCCGCCCCAGUCCAAACUGAAGAAACUUUGGGCUACUGACCCUCUGGAGCAGAACAGCAAACCUGGUGCUAUGUCGUCUGGGCUGCGUCUGGAGGACUCUCCCUUCUAUGACUUCCUGUCUCCUGGCCCAUCUCCCCUGAGUCCUCCCGGCCAAUCAAUGGGCUCGGUGGGCGAUGGCUGGCCGCCCCGUGCCAACUCCCCCCCGCCCCAUGGAAACACUGUCACCUGGCCCCCAGAGUUCCGGCCCGGGGAGCCUUGGAAAGGUUACCCCAACAUUGACCCUGAGACUGACCCUUAUGUGACCCCCGGCAGUGUCAUCAACAACCUCUCCAUCAACACCGUCCGCGACACAGACCACCUCAGGGACAGGAACAACGGGCCAUCCUCAUCACUGAACACCACGAUGCCUUCUAACAGUGCCUGGUCAUCCAUUCGUGCCUCCACCCACAGCGGUUCCCUCACCAGUACAGCACAAAGCACUUCAGCCAGACCCAGCGAGUCAAAGUGGUCUCCCGGCGGUGGUUCUGUGUCCAACUCCUCCCUGGCCCAUGAGCUGUGGAAGGUCCCCCUGCCUCCCAAGGCGCUGUCUGUGGCGGCCCCCUCUAGACCACCACCCGGCCUCACCAGCCAGAAGCCCAGCUCUGCCUCCUCCGGCUGGGACGGCUCUGCCCUGAGGCUGGGAGGGUGGGGCUCCUCUGAGUCCAGAUACACACCUGGUUCCAGUUGGGGUGACAGCAGCAGCUCAGGGAGAACCCAAUGGCUUGUUCUGAAGAAUCUCACACCUCAGAUUGACGGCUCUACCCUGAGGACCUUGUGCAUGCAGCACGGCCCUCUGAUCACAUUCCACCUCAACCUGGUGUGUUUUGGGGAACACUACUAUUCUGGCUGACUUUGCCAGCGAGGAGGAAAUCAACCGUUUCUUUGCACAAGGGCAGUCAUUGGCCACUCCCUCCUCUAGCUGGCAGACCAUCGGCUCCUCUCAGAGCAGAAUGGAUCAGUCUCACCCCUUUCCCAGCCGUGCUCCUGAACCUAACCAGUGGAACAGCAGCGAUCUCCACAGCUCCUCCCUCUGGGGCGGGCCCAACUAUUCCAGUAGCUUGUGGGGGAGCCCCAGUGGCACAGAGGCAGGGAGGAUCAGCAGCCCUUCUCCAAUCAGCUCCUUCCUCCCGGUGGAUCACCUGACAGGGGGAGGGGACUCCAUGUGAACCGCCUGCCAAUCAAACAGGCUGGGGGAAGGGUCAGUAGAGAAUUAUCAAUAAUCAUCAGAAGAAAAUGAAAAAAAAAAAAAAA